GUUACUUCCGGGGUAUUAUUUUUUUUUUUUCAAAGAAAAAUUAACUAAAUUAAUAUCUUUAGCAAAAGGAAAAAUGGAACAACGUUCAAUUGCGUACUUUUCUUCCAUUAACCCGCUCGCGAGAAAGAUAAUAAAAGAUGAAGGAAAUUUGAAAAGCGCUUUAAAGGGACGUUGGGAUGAAUUAAACUGGCAAGAACAAGAGGCAUUGAUUGAUGAUUUUCUGGUUGACAACUCUAUUAGACAGCGAUAUGCUGACACAGAAAAAGUUCAUUCAUAUCCCAAGUCUUUCCCUAAGCUCAAAGUUGAAACUGGAGAGAAGAUUGUUGUUGACUUUGAAAAUGAUUGCUGGACAUGGCAAGAUGAGCAUUCAUCUCCUUUUAAUUGGCGGACAAAGAGUCAGCAAGAUCUUACACUAGAUGACCUAGAAGCAGAUGCACUGUGUAGUAAACCAGCAUCUAAAGGAAAGAAAGUUGAGACAAGCAUUAACCAGCCAUCUGAAUCUAUAGAAGAAAGAACAGAUGAAAACAGGGAGUUUUCAGUACAAACAGGCACAAGUAUAUGGGAGUCACCUUUCCUACAAGGAAUGAAGAAACCAGACUUCUUAAACAGAUCAAGAAGCACAAGUCCUACAAAGUCAGCAACAUCAAGAGAAUCAUUGAUGACAAGUAGAUCUAAGACACCAGAGGAAGUUAACUAUGCUUUUACUGGAAGUGUUGAUGAUUUAUCCAGCUCUCCAAGUAUUGUAGGAGACAGAUGUUCCUCUGUCUCCAGCGGGGAGAUACUAGCAACAUCACCCUCACAUGAAUCUGUAAAUCCUGUCAAACCAUCAAGAAGGAAGAGAUCAGUAAGUAAAUCACCUUCCAAAAGCCUCCUGUCAUCAUCUAAAAAAUCAGAUUCUGAAACUGGAUCACAGUCUCUUGUUCAGUACAAAGAUGAUGAUGAAAUGGCUUUUGACAAUCCAGUUAUAGGAACAAAUUGGUCAUCAUUCGUAAAUGGUCAAGAGGAGGAGGAGUUAAGUAGUGCCACACCAUCUCCAUACAAGAGUUUGAUUAAAGAACCAGACCCAAUUGCAAUGGAUAGAGGUGAAAAUGUAGAGCAGUCCAAUUUAUUAUCUGGUUCUCAGAAUGAGUUCCAGGACGAGUACCUAUAUGUUGAAAAAUCUAUUGAUGAAGAUCAGUUUACAGGUCAAAUUGAUGAAUUGGAUGCAUCAAAUCUGUCCAAAACCGGUUUCGACUUUCUUGAUAACUGGUGAGAGCAGAGAAAAUUAAUAUUUUAUGUUAGUUGGAGGCCAGUAAAUGGGUGAAGGAAUCUCAUCUAUUAAAGGAAAUAUUUAAGAAAGAUUUUAAUGAAGUAAGCACCUGUAUAGUGUGGUUUUAUAUAUCUUUGUAAUACACUGUUUUUUGUGGAAAUUUGAUAUAUUUAUGAUUUAAAAACUGGUGGCAAUAAAAUAUAUUUAAUAUUAUAGCAAUAUAUUCUGGGUAUUUACUAGUACCCUUUCAGUAUAUAGCAAACAUGUUUUGAAUGUACAUUAAUGUGCAAUAUAUGUUAGUAUAAAUAUUAUAUGAUACAGCAGAAUUUAUCAAUUUUAUAGUAGUGAGAAAGUAUUAUUACAUCGGUAUAUUUAACUAUUUAUCUGUAAAAUGAAAUGCAUAUUUGGCUCUCUUAAUUUAUCUAAGCAUUUGUGCAGCACUAUUGUGGAUGUAUUUUAUCAUUUUAUCAGAAUUUUUAUAGUUGAGCCUUGUUGAAGAUUAAGUUUAUAGAUUCAAUUAAAACCAACCUGUAUUGAACAAUAAGCGUGAAGCUCUAUGCUAAAGGAAACAAUGGCUUGCCCUUGACAGGAUUUGCACCCACGAUGCCAGCAGUCCUUAUGUUACUAGUCUGAAAUAUUAACUUCUAAGUCAUGCCACCUUUUUAUAAGAUUCAAAGAUUAAAGGAUUUUCCAUUAUUUCUGUUAUCAGUAUGUAACGAUUUUAGUGUUAAUGUAAAUUUGUAAUUAGUUUGAAUUUUCAUUCAAUCUUUGCUUUUCACGUGCUUAACUUAAUAGGAAACACAUAAGGUGGUCAUAAAUUAAACUUUUAUCAUCUUUAUAAAAACAAAAUAUAAGUUAAAAUAUGUGAAAAAAAUUCCUGAUGUGUAAUAAUUAGUUUUUUUUUGCAGGUCUACCAAUAAGGGAAAAAAUACUAUAUCUGUUUUUAAUUAUAUUUAAUGAUGAUUUCAUUGUUUUCAUAGAAUGAAAUUGCAUGUACAUCUAUUUGGUUGUCUUUUUUACAAAUUUAAAGUGUUUUAGAUUAUUUAUGGAUAUAAAUAUAUGUUUGCUUGUGAUUAUUUUACAUUUUUCUAUAUUUUUUGUAUAAAUAUAUAAACAAAAUAAAGCCUAAUUAUUCAUGUGGAACUGCUUUUUUCCAUAGCAUCUGCAUUUUCGUGAUAUGUUUGAGUCUCACUCGUUUAUUGAUUCAUUUAUACCUCUCUCUGAAAGAGAAUUAAAACAGAACAGUUGCUGUUGUACAGCAAUAUAUAGACAGAAUGACAUUGAAAUAAUUUUCUGUUAAAUCAAAAAAUUAAUUGCUAGUUAAUCAUUUACUUAUAAACGAAAUCUCUAGAUAUGUAAUGUAAAGGUAUAAUUUCUGAUGACAAAAAUAAUAAUUCAUCAAGUGAUCCAGUUUUUCUCGUCCUAAUUGUUUUGACUUAGAAUAGGGUUCUUCAAAUAGAAUUUGAAAGACUUUGCUUAGAAAUACAAGAAGCUAAGUAGUUAUCAUUUGGACAGUCUAUUUCUUGGAUUUUCAAAAGACAAAUCAACUAAGAAGUCAUUUCUAUCUGAUUGCUCUAAUAAAAAAUUAAAGUCAUUGUUUAUUGACAUAGUGUCAUGAAUCUGACAUAAAGAAAUUAUUUCAUGAUAAUACUUUGGAGUCUGUUAUAUUGACAUAGUGUUUCAGGACAUAAAGAAAUUACUUCAUGCAUUGUCUGUUAUACUAGCUAUGUUUUACCAUAGAAAUAAUACAUGUAUAAUUUUGUAUAUAGGUUAGAUUACAAUUAUCUUCAUAUUAUGUAUGAAAUGUUGUGAAAUAUAAUAAAAACGUAAUGUUGUGGGGAGAUAGUAUUGCCAAUAUGUGUUUAAAAUGUUUGAAUAUCAGAAUAACCAGUGUCUAUAUGGUGAAUUGUAUGUGUUCAAAACAGUAUUUUCAUUUAUAUUAUUUUUGUAACAGUUAUAUAUACAUUUGUACCUCAAGCAUGUUCAAUUUUAUUACAAAAAUACAUUUCUUUGUAGAAAAUGAUCAGACUAUAAUAGUGCAAGAUUUUUUUAUAUUUUACACAAUUUUAGUUUUUUGGCAACUGCUGUAUUUAUAUGUUGAACAUCACCAUUGUUUACAUUACUGAUCUGUGAAGAAUUUAUAUAUUAAAGAUAAAUCUUUCUUUUUCAAUGAAAUAAAACAUAACUAAAUAUAA
This is a messenger RNA of Ruditapes philippinarum (Manila clam), 3444 nucleotides long. RefSeq lists its product as uncharacterized. The transcript has 4 exons. NCBI's taxonomy places the organism in Eukaryota, Metazoa, Mollusca, Bivalvia, Venerida, Veneridae. Bases 74 to 1252 code for a protein of 392 amino acids. The record is from RefSeq and is a predicted model, not a curated record.